AUGCGCAUUCACGCUGAGCUGCCAGUUUCCUCCGGAGGACGGAGCCGCUCCAGGCUGAAUUACAUGCGCAGUCCUGCCGUGAAUCACACAUCACCACGGCAACCGGCGUUCACACCGAGUCCCCGUCAGCAUCAGUGAGGUCCGAUCCCAUCCACAGGCGAGCACAGCAAAACAAAACAAAAAAAACCCAGUAAAUUCAGGAUGAUUCAUCCAACCAUGGUGAAGUUGGGCAGCAAUCUGUCUGAGAAGCUGGAGAAGCAGCCAUCUGCGGACGACGGCUUCGAUAACAUCCCUCUCAUCACACCUCUGGAGGUCAACCAGCUCCAGCAGCCGUUCACAGACAAGAUCAUUGUGAAGACAUCGACACAGUACCAGCUGCAGCAGAAGAAGAAGAACAAGCUGUACGUGCCGAACAUCAAGAAACUCAAUAUCAACUUCUACAGUGAUGUUUCAGAGAAAGCCAAGAUCACAGGUCUGAUCCUCAUCACUUUGGCUUUCUUGACCAGCCUGCUCCUCCUGCUCAUGUACAAAGCCAUGUGGUACGACCAACUUACCUGCCCAGAGGGUUUUAUCCUUAGGCAGAAGCACUGCACCCCAGCAGCUCUGGAGAUGUACUACACAGAGCAGCAGCAGCAGCAGCAGCAGGAGCAGGAGCCAGGCGUCCACCGCGGCCCUAACACCGGGCUGUACGCUGCUCUCAGCCAACUCAACCAGGUCAAGAGGACUGGUCCUGAGCUGCCAUCGCCAUGGUUACCUGUCAUCAGCGCUCUGAAGGAGGCUGAGGAGGCCAAACAAGGCAGCGAACCCCCAAAAGGAGAGCUGGAGGGAGAGAAGUGA
Messenger RNA from Toxotes jaculatrix (banded archerfish), 837 nucleotides. It is a transcript of the gene caly, whose product is annotated as calcyon neuron-specific vesicular protein. The record is from RefSeq and is a predicted model, not a curated record. The transcript is spliced from 6 exons. Gene Ontology annotation, cellular component: membrane; endosome. Gene Ontology annotation, molecular function: clathrin light chain binding. Gene Ontology annotation, biological process: endosomal transport; clathrin coat assembly; G protein-coupled dopamine receptor signaling pathway. Lineage: Eukaryota; Metazoa; Chordata; Actinopteri; Toxotidae.